AUGUCUAGCAACGACAUCAACCCUCCUCUCUACUCCGACUCUCAGCCUCUUGGUCCCAAUGGCCCAACUGGAACCGGCGCCCAGGCCUCCGGCACCCGCGGCGGUCACAGUGACAACACCGGAAACGCCUCCAACCGCGGCGGUCGCCAAGGUGGAGGUGGCUGGGGUCACCAUUCCGGAAGCAAGAAAUAA
Messenger RNA from Colletotrichum gloeosporioides, 192 nucleotides. RefSeq lists its product as uncharacterized. The transcript has a single exon. The coding region runs from base 1 to 192 and encodes 63 amino acids. The record is from RefSeq and is a predicted model, not a curated record. Lineage: Eukaryota; Fungi; Ascomycota; Sordariomycetes; Glomerellales; Glomerellaceae.